This is a messenger RNA of Miscanthus lutarioriparius, 438 nucleotides long. Lineage: Eukaryota; Viridiplantae; Streptophyta; Magnoliopsida; Poales; Poaceae. The record is from the annotation of a GenBank genome assembly.
AUGGCCAGCCUCGUGAGCCAAGUGUCGAGCGCCGUGGCCGCCUGCGCGCGCCGCCUCAAGCGCCGCCUCCUCCGCGCGCGAGGGCUCCAGUGGGGCGGCUGCCGCAGUGUCUGCCUCGGAAGGCAGCUCGUGCUAGCUGACGGUGGCGGCAACGACGACGACGCUGGCGCCGGCGAUCGUCGCGAGGAGGAUGGCCAAGGACAAGGUGCCCUGUGGCGCCGGGCGAUCCUGAUGGGGCAGCGCUGCGAGCCACUCGACUUUCCCGGCGCCAUCCACUACGACAGCUUCGGCCGGCGGGUCCAGUCGCCCCGCUGCUGCAGCAGGAGGAAGGCGGCGGGCGCGCUGUUCUGCCGCUCGUCGGACGCCGUAGACGACGCCGUCACUGCAGCCUCAGCCAAGGAGGCAUACUACGCCUACCUGUCUACUGAUCAACACUGA